Anarrhichthys ocellatus (wolf-eel) is the source of this 5219-nucleotide messenger RNA. RefSeq names its product protein lifeguard 1-like. The record is from RefSeq and is a predicted model, not a curated record. Lineage: Eukaryota; Metazoa; Chordata; Actinopteri; Perciformes; Anarhichadidae. The transcript is spliced from 6 exons. Gene Ontology annotation, cellular component: membrane; Golgi apparatus; endoplasmic reticulum. Gene Ontology annotation, biological process: negative regulation of apoptotic signaling pathway. Bases 1253 to 2131 code for a protein of 292 amino acids.
GGACAGACGAGUCCUGAAGAGAUUUAUUUUAAUAAGAAUUUAAAGUGGGAACCUCAAAGAUGGAGAUAUGCACACAAUUCUGAAAACUCCACGUCUCAAUACUCGUUUUCUUCCUGAGGCCAGCGUAUUAUUUAAAUUGUUUACAAUGGGAAUGCCGCGUAUUUACGCUACGCUACAACGCCAACAGGGUGAGCAGGCGCUGCACUUUGGCGGGUUUUUUCUGUUCGCGGGAAGUUGAAACAUUUUCAACUUUGGGUAAAAAUGCUGCAUUUGUCACAAUCACUUUUAAACCAAGCCGUCCAAUCACAGUGGAGGAGGGGCCGGACAAAUAUCCUACUACAAAGAGGUGAUCAAAUGUGUUUUAUUUUAAGUAUGUUGUGGUCUUAUGUUAAGCUCUUCACAGUGUCCUCAUGUCUGGAGCAGUGGACUAAACUUAUUUCUCUUGUGGGAUAAUAAAAUGUAUCUGAAUCUGGAGAUGUUUCCUCGGCCACAAAACCUCUUCAGUCACAUCCUCUCCCUCCGUACUUUGUCCAGAGCAAGUACUCGACCUUGUGCCGACAUUUUUACUUACUUUCGAGUAUAUUCCGUAUCUUAGCACGUCGCCUCCAAAGUGCUCCCAGCUGGGCGUGUUCAGUACAGUGUCUAGCUAUAGGAGGAAAAACCCUUUUGGUGGACACAGCAAAUGGACCAGGACUGCCACUUUAAAUUAACUCCCAAAUCUUUCUAAAUAACUGUUUAAAAGAACAGCAUUUAGUUUUAUUUAGUAAUUGACAAACUUGGAACAUCUUAAGGUAUUGGUUCUUUCCUCCCUCUAUUAAUAAAGAUAUCUUCUGCAUAUUAAACUGUACAAAUACAGCAGUAGUUUGCAAAUGUGAGCUUUAAUUCUGUUACUACUGCAAUGAGUGAUACAUUUCAUUAUCUUUCAAAUUUCAAAUCUGCUGAUUAUUUAUUUUUUUAUUGUUUUGUCUAUCAAAUGUCAGAAAACUGAAAAAGUCUCACACUAUAUGUUAAUUGUACUCAAGUCUGGACAGUCAUAUUUUGUCCACACCCCACUUUUGAUGGCCUCUGACCCACUGUGAAGCAACAGCAGAGGUUUUAAUUCCUACAAUGAGUCCUUCAUGCUGUUAGGAAGUGAAACUACACCACAGGUUGCCAUCACCAGGCGAGGUUUACUUUUUGCGUCAUCUCCGCCUCACUCAGCACUGCGGGGUGUCAGACACAACUAUAAUUCAGCAGAAAAGUUUCCUCCAGAAUGUCAGAUAAAGAGACACAGGACGCUCCUGGUUAUGAUGAGUCCUCACCACCACCUUUAUACUCCUACGAAGGACAGCAACCUCCACCCUACUCUGCAGCCCCGGCAAUGUGCCCUCCAUCUAAAAUCGAGACAACCUGCAUUUAUCAGCCUACAACUGGGUACGAGUCUUUCCAGGACAUCUGCCCAGAGGCCUCGUCGGACACGACUCCACUGAUAGCCUCAUCUUCUUUUGAUGACAAGACAGUGAGAAGAGCGUUUGUCAGAAAGGUGUUCAGCAUUCUGACUCUCCAGCUGCUGUUCACCUUCAGUGUGGUGUGUGUGUUCACCUUCUCCAGCGUGGUCAAAGAGGCGGUGCAGACCAACCUGGGGGCCUACCUCAGCUCCAUCAUCAUCUUCAUCGUGGUCGCCAUGGCCCUCAGCUGCUGCAAGUCCUUCAGUCGACGUCACCCCUGGAACAUCGUGGGAUUGGUUGUGGUCACCCUGAGCUUGUCAUACAUGGUGGGAACCAUCGCCUCCUUCCACGACACCACCGCUGUCGUCAUCACUAUGGGAGCAACCGUGGCCAUUUCUCUUGCAAUCAUUGCAUUCUCUGCACAGACUCGUUAUGAUUUCACUAUUUGGUACGGUGUUCUGCUGAUUCUGGUUGUGGACGUGAUCAUGUUUGGGUUCUUCUGCACCUUCUACUACUCCUACAUCAGUGAAGUCGCCUAUGGAUGUCUGGGUGCUCUGCUGUAUUCACUGUUCCUGAUGGUGGACUGUCAGCUGAUGAUGGGGAUGAUGAGCUACCGUCUGGAUCCAGAGGAAUACAUCAACGCUGCUCUUAAUAUCUACCUGGACGUAGUCCUCAUCUUCCUCUACCUGCUGGGGAGGAGAUGAAACUAAAACACAUUUACGUUUUUUUUACGGUGCAUGUUCACCUGUACAGAAUUUUGACCCGACUAUUAUCGAAACAAAUGAAAGCAUUCAAUUUGUGUUCUAUCGGCAUUGAUAAGACACAUUCAAUAGAAUUUAGGUAAUUAUUCCGUAGAAAUGCUCACGUUAAACCUGCAUGAAAACCUCCAAAUCAUUACAUUGUGUUGUUAAAAGUCAGAUGCUGAUAAUCAUAAAGAUCCACGAGGCCAUUUGUGUUUCCCGCAGCACCAAAGCAGAGACAUGAUUGAACACAAUACAGCUCACGUUGGUUUUAGGUCGUUUGUGAUAUAAAGCAGCAGGAACAAAAAGUGUUGAGCACAUUUUCUCGGAGCCCUGUCUUUACCAUUCAGGUUCACUUUCACUUUGAGUUCAUGAAACAAGUCAGAUAUGUGGGUCAAUGAUUACGAGGUCUGGAAAUACUGCAAUUACACUUUCUGCCUGUCAAAAGCUGGCACCAUGUUCAGGUCUAUUAUUAACAAACGCAAAUUAGAUAAUGUGUCUUAAGUUGUCCCGCUUUGAUUUAGUACUGAUCGAGACAAGUGACAACCCCUUAUCCAUAUCUGACCGACUGGAACAAUGGUAAACUUUGCAGUUUCCGUCAGGGAUUUUUUUUUUUUUUCUUCACUUCAUGGCAUCAGGAAGUGAAACUCACCACGCCACAGGUUGCGAGAAUAACCGAAACCAAUCACAUGCAAGGUUGUGUUUUGUGUUGUCUCCUCCUUACACAGUACGGCAAGGUGUCAGACAAUUAUAAUCCAUCAGAAAAGGUAAAAACAAUCACUUUACUCUCUAUUAUAUAUUCUUGACUUGUUCUGUGUAUAAAGUUAGCCCAAAUAUCCUUUUAACAAGACAACAAAUAUCAACAGUUAAUAAUCCUGCUGAGGGUGUGUUCACUCAGAUCACAACUAAUUUGCUUAGCCGGUUACUAACUGCAACAAAUGAUCAUUUAAACUCAUUUAAUUGUAUUAAUUUGAGUUGAUUAGUCAGAGGAAGAAGAAGAAAUAUGUCUGUUUUCACUGCGGAACUCAGCUCUGAACAUGUAAAUGUUAAAUGCUCAAAAACAGUUACCAGUUCAUCCAAAUAUGUUUUUGUAAAACGGGGUAGAUCUACAUAACAGCACUGAUAUCUCUGCCGCACAAAAAUUUCCCCAACAUAAAGUGUUAAUGUGUCAGUCCAGUGUUUCAGUUUAUUUGUUAUUAAUCAAGGUGUACACAUGACACAAGCUUCUUCUUCUUUGGUUUUGGUUUUAAAAGGGCGGCUUGCAUCCAAAAUGUUGCAUUUCAGCCAACCACUGGAUUUAAACUAAAAUCUCCACUUAAUAAAAUGAACUCCUUCCCAUCUAUUCCCCACUCUGCUGUAACAUUUGUAUUUCCCAUGACCCUAAAAACUUCCCCAGACAUUCCAACAAACAGAAAUCCCUUGCUGCAUCUCUAAAAAGGGAUUUUUCUUUCUACUCCGGUAGUGGUUAAUUAACAUUGCCAAAAACAGAUCCUUACAAACAUUCGUCACGCUUCCUGACCGUCUUUGUUCUCCUUAUAGCUUCUUGUCACACCUUGCCUUACCUACUUCCUCGUGCGCAUAUCUUUUCUUAUAUAACCCUGAAUAUUUCGAUCCCCUCUACUCUCUUUGGACAGUGAGCCUCCCACGCCGCAUGAUUCACUUUGUAAAGAGGACACUCUCGCUCUUUAUCACAGUCUCCUUCACAGUCAGUCUCCCCACAUUUGCCACGAGUGGUAAAAUCACUCCUACACACUAACAGACGAAACUUCCAACAGCUCUGACAUCGUAGCGGUUUGGGAACAUAAUGCCUUUUUAUUUGGUACGACACGUUGUCCAAGAACACUCCAAGAACUCCAAAUCAAACUGAUGCAAGACAGAUUCAGUCCUAAACAUUUCAUCAAUUACUUUGUCAAACCUCUUCAUUCUAAAUCUGUCCGUCACCGUCAUUAAACUCUCCUUGCAUCUACUCUGCAUGAGACUCCAACAACUACACCUUUAAUUUGAGCUUUCUUGCUCAGCUACAGACCCAUCCCAUCCGCCAAAAUCAAGAUUUAAAACAUUUUCCUAUCUCACUAUUUGACAUGAACUCUGCGAUUAUCAAGCCGGAUCGUUUUGUAUCAAACAGUUUAACUUCUGUCACUUCCUGUCAAUCCAUCUUGUAACAAUGUGCUUUUCUUACAAAGCUCCACGUCCAGCACAUUCUUUCAGAGCCCGAAUCUUUACUCCAACCCUGUAGGUUUAUUCUCAACAUCCUCCUCCUUCCUCAUAUUUCUAUGGCCCCUCCUCUAUUCUGCUCCUGAAACAAACUUGUUUUAUUGAAUUUCCCGGGUUCCAUUUUUCCCUUUGUUUCAGUAAACGUUUUGUUAAUAAACGCCACUUGUUCUGCACUAACCUGCUCAUCGACCUGGUUCUUCAACAUCACACGUUUUCUGAUUUAAAACCACCUCAUCUGCCCUUCAGCACUACAUACUGAUUUAAAGCAAAGUAGUUUUACUUGAACACACCUGCAUGAACAGGUAAUUGUUUGAUUAGUGUGGUUUGAUAUGUACUUCAAUGCAUCGCUAGAGCUAUAAGUAAAGACAGAAGAUGUGUUGAUGUGUCACAGUAGGAGAACCAGAAGUGCUAGUAAUUAAUGAUUGCUCCCAUUUAAAUUGAAUACAGUCCUAGCUUACUGGGUUACAUGAACGUACCAGAGCAAUCGUUAAUGUUAUUAGAAGCACCUGUGCUUUUCCACCGAUGACAAGUCAAAAUGUCUUCUUUGGAAUAAAGGCCUAUUGUCUCGUUACUGUAACUUGCUGCAGUGUUUUCAACCUUUGUAAAUUCAAUCUGUGAUCAAAUCUAGAGAUUUUUUGAUCACAUGAAGUUAUUAAACUAGAUAACAUGACACAAUACUUGUAUUUCCUUCCACAUUUGCUGAGUAUAAAAGAAGUGGCACAACAGCGCUAGUUUUACUUCCUAAAGUUUACACCAUUCUUGGCCUUCUCAAUCAGAAGUAAGCAACCCUGUACAUCAGGGGUGUCAAACUCAUCUUCACUCCGGGCCACAUCAGCAU